AUGGAUAACAGCAAACUAGCCUCCACCAGUUCCGAGGAGCCAUUAACUAUAGUGCCACCAGUUGCGCGGCGCUCGUUGAUGGCCUCACCACAAGCCUCCAUGUCAGCAUCCGUGAGCGAGAAGUACAUGUCAUUCCCCGACGAGCCUUACCUCUUUGAGCGGGUGGCAGAGGAGGAUGACGAUGACAACGCGGAUGAUGACCUCCACCGCCCCGACGAGUACGUUAAAGCAACUGACAGAGUGGCUUCCGGCAGGCUAUGUACUCGACGUGGAAUACUCAAUGUCGGUAUGCUCGUUCUGCUCACAGCUGCGCUCUUGAUGCUUUUCGCCGGAUACCCUAUAUUGGAUUAUGCGCGAGAAGUGCAACGCACAACGAACGGCGGGUACAAUCUAGGCUUCAUCAACUCUACAGGCCAGACGGCGGUUAUUGGAGGGAUGCACACGCGCGGGCUGGUGGAUCCCGAUACGCCCGCUUCUGCGCGUCAUCGCGUAGGUUACGACGGACAGGAGUACGAGCUGGUGUUCUCGGACGAAUUCAACGAGGACGGCCGUACAUUUUACCCGGGUGAAGACCCCUACUGGGAAGCAGCCGACCUGCACUACUGGGGAACGAACAACCUGGAGUGGUAUUCGCCGCGCCAAGUGAGCACAUCUGGCGGGGCGCUGCACCUAACGCUGGACGAGGUGGAGAGUCAUGACCUCAAUUACGAGGGAGGACUACUGACAAGCUGGAACAAGAUGUGUUUCACGGGCGGGUAUGUAUCUGCAUCAGUGAAGCUGCCGGGCGCUUCGGAUGUGUGGGGGCUGUGGCCAGCGUUCUGGACAAUGGGCAACCUCGGUCGAGCGGGUUAUGGAGCGAGUCUCGAUGGGCUCUGGCCGUAUAGCUACGACAGCUGCGACGUUGGCACACUGCAGAACCAGACACUCGGCACAUACCCGCCCGCUGCAGCCACACAAGGUGACGAGUACCACGACUACAAGCUCUCCUUCCUCCCCGGACAGCGUCUAUCGCGGUGCACAUGCACAGGUGAGGACCACCCCGGACCUUUGCUUGCAGAUGGCACGUUCAAAGGUCGUGCUGCACCCGAGAUCGAUAUCCUUGAGGCACAAGUUAGCGAGGCGACUGAAACCGGCCAGCUCUCUAUGUCGGGCCAAUUCGCACCAUUUAAUAGCAACUAUCGCUACAACAACACAGGCGACAACGUGCACCUCACUCAUCCCGACAGAGACAUACCCAACUCGUACUUUGGCGCAGUCUUCCAGCAGUCGGUCAGUGGCGUUGUGGAGUCGGACCAGGAAUGCUACCAGUUAGGCGCAGAUGGGGGAUGUUUCGACGAGUACGGGUUUGAAUACACGCCUGGACCGGCUGGCGACAUCAAGUGGUCUGUCGGCGGCGAGGUGCGGUGGACGAUGGAAGCGGCGGCCGUGGGUCCAGACGCCACGACGGAUAUCAGCCAGCGCACUAUCUCGGAAGAACCCAUGUACAUGCUGCUGAACCAGGGCAUAUCGGAGAAUUUCGGCAACAUUGACUGGGAAGAACUAAUCUUCCCGUCGGUUAUGUCAGUCGAUUGGGUGAGAGUGUACCAGCCAGCUGGGAAGCGUAAUGUGGGGUGCGAUCCGGUGGAGAUGCCCACCGCCAGUUAUAUCGCACGCCAUCUGGACGCCUACAGCAACCCGAACCUCACAACCUGGGAGCAGUACGGGGGUGAAUGGCCUCUCAACGCCCUCGAGCACCAGGAUGAGCAGAGGUGCGAGACCGCUCUAAAUCUCGCACCCGAUAACCUCAUCGGGCUUGUUUAA
Messenger RNA from Wallemia ichthyophaga EXF-994, 1800 nucleotides. Its product is annotated as Beta-glucan synthesis-associated protein KRE6. Bases 1 to 1800 code for a protein of 599 amino acids. Gene Ontology annotation, molecular function: glucosidase activity. The transcript is spliced from 2 exons. Gene Ontology annotation, biological process: fungal-type cell wall organization; (1->6)-beta-D-glucan biosynthetic process. Lineage: Eukaryota; Fungi; Basidiomycota; Wallemiomycetes; Wallemiales; Wallemiaceae. Gene Ontology annotation, cellular component: endoplasmic reticulum membrane; plasma membrane. The record is from RefSeq and is a predicted model, not a curated record.